ACAGCACAUGCGCACACGCCCGUGCUCGCACAGACCUCUAGGCUCCACUGGGGCAGCCCCUGGACUGGUCCCCAACGUUGAUGGGGAACCGCAGCUGCCCUCCCCCUCCCGCCCCCACGGUUGCCUUCCUCCUUCCUCUUUCUACUACUGCCCUGCCCUUCCCCAGAAGGCUUUUUUAUAGGUCUCAAGUUCCCAUCCGAGGCCUUGAGGUUUGGGGCUGCCCUGGAGGACAUGGCCUGGGGCCCUGACAACGUGCGGAAAUGGUCAAGCCUGGCACUGCUGGCCAUCGUGGGCACAGCUUUGACAGCGGCCACCGACCCUGGCUUCGUGGCCAGAAUCUCCCAGAAGGGUCUGGACUUCGUGUGCCAGGAGAGUAUGGUUGAGUUGCAGAAGGAGCUCCUAGCCAUCAGCAUUCCUGACUUCUCUGGAGACUUUAAGAUAAAGCACCUGGGAAAGGGUACCUAUGAAUUCUACAGCAUGGCCGUGGAAGGAUUUCAUAUUCCUGAUCCCCAGAUCAAGCUGCUACCCAGUGAUGGCCUCCAGCUGUCCAUCACCAGUGCCAGCAUCAAGAUAAGUGGAAGAUGGAAAUAUAGGAAGAACAUCCUCAAAGCCAGCGGCAAUUUUCAGCUGAGCAUUCAGGGUGUCUCUAUCAUCGCUGACCUGAUCCUGGGCAAUGACCCCUCAGGUCGCAUCACCAUCACCUGUUCUACUUGCGACAGUCACAUCAACAGCGUCCGCAUCAAAGUCUCUGGCAGCAUGCUGGGGUGGCUGAUCCAACUGUUCCACAGGAAAAUUGAGACUUCCUUGAAAAAGACCAUUUACAAAAAGAUCUGCAAGAUCGUGAGAAACUCCGUGUCCGCCAAGCUUCAGCCUUAUGUGAAGACUCUUCCAGUGGUAGCCAAAGUGGAUGAUAUAACCUCGAUUGACUACAGUCUGCUGGCUCCUCCGAUGACCACGGACAAGUUCCUGGAGGGGCAGCUAAGGGGGGAGUUUUUCUGGCGGGGACACCACGGCCCAUUUCCCGCUGUCCCACCAGUAAUGAAUAUUUUGCCCAACAAUAACUACAUGGUAUGCAUGGGCAUCUCUGACUACUUCUUCAACACUGCAGAGUUUGCGUACCAAGAGUCUGAAACCUUGAAAAUAACCCUGAGGGACCAAUUGUUAGCAAAGGAUGCCAGAUACCACCUGAACACUGACUUCCUUAAGACCUUCCUGCCCGAGGUGGCCAAGAAGUUCCCCAGCAUGGGGUUGCAGCUACUGAUCUCAGCGCCCUUGUUUGCACACCUGAACAUACAGCCCUCAGGCCUUUCGCUCAGUCCUAACCUGGAGACCCGGGCCUUUGUGGUCCUCCCCAACUCCUCCCUGAUCCCUCUCUUCCUGCUUGGCAUGGUGGAGUUACUGGAGGAUGUCAUAAACUACCUCAUGUCCACAAUGGUGCUGCCCAAGAUCAACGAGAAGCUGCGUCGAGGCUUUCCUCUCCCUUUGCCUGCCGGGAUUCAGCUCAUCAACUCGAUUCUUUACUCCUCCCAGAAUUUCCUGUUGCUUGAGGCGGAUUUACACCGGACCUGAGAUCACCUCAGACCCUGAGCCAGGAAGCUCUGCAGCUGCUUCCAAGGGGCCAUCACACUCACCGGCUGUCCUGCUCAAGAAUCCUUUAGUCUUUGACCCUGACCUGCAGCCCCUGCUUGCUUCCCCGUGCUCAGCUCUAGAAAUAACCCAAGCCACUGGAAGUUGAGCACCGGAAAGCGAGAGGUCUGUGUACCGGGGCUCCGGGCCUCUUUCAGAGCAGCCCCUCCAGCACCGGCAUUUCUGCGGCAGCUGUGACAUUAUUUUGGACUUUACAAAAACACCCCUUUUCUCCCCACUGUAGAUUCUGUGUGCUGGUGUGGCUUUUCGUCCAUUCCUUAAUACACUCACCGGCUGUAGCCAGCGCGGCCUGCAGCACGUGCA
Molecule: messenger RNA, 1950 nt
Organism: Rattus norvegicus (Norway rat)
Lineage: Eukaryota; Metazoa; Chordata; Mammalia; Rodentia; Muridae
Gene: Bpi
Product: bactericidal/permeability-increasing protein
Cellular component (GO): extracellular region
Molecular function (GO): lipid binding; lipopolysaccharide binding
Source: RefSeq, a predicted model, not a curated record